ACAGACGUAUUGCCGUCAAUAUUUCGGUAUCGAGAACCACAGAAUACUCUGAUCAGAAUCUGAAUACUCAAUGUGUCAGAGAAAGUAAUUUAUUAUACUAAAUAUUAAUACGAACUAUUCAUUUUUCGGCACCAAGGCCCGGCAAUGAGUGUUUUCUGUCGAAAAUUUGCAGUUUUCUGGCCCAAGUUGGUGCUGGUACUGCAGGUUGUGUGAUAGCUUCCCAUUUAGUUCGUGAUCUGAAAAGCCCAACUGUUUUGUUGAUUGAGGCUGGAGAGUAUUUUCCAUGGUGGUCUUCUAUACCUUUAGCUGCUCCUUUUCUUCAAGAAACUUCUUAUGAUUGGGCUUAUCGAACCAUUCCACAAAAAUUUUCUUCUCGGGGCUUAAAUAAUGAGACUUCAGCGUGGCCUAGGGGACGAGGCGUUGGUGGAAGUGGUAAAAUCAAUUACAUGGUACAUUUCUCAGGUAUUGAGGAAGAUUUUGAAACGUGGAGAAAUAUGGGGGUUGAAGGUUGGAGUUAUAAUAAUAUUCAGACAACUAUGAGCAAGUUACUAAUAUCAGAAAGAGGAGAGAAGUAUUUCACAAAAACAAACAAUUCGUGCUCAAAUAAUUAUAAGUCAGUGUUUUCCCUAGCUGUUGAUAACAUUUGCCAAAGAAAGCUCCAUGAGAAGGCACAUAAAAUUUAUCAUCCUAAACUUCAUAUAACUACACUGUCUCCAGAAAUGUCAACCCUUGCGGCAGCAUUUACAGAAGGUGGUGAAGUAAUGAAGAGAUUGGGAUAUGAUAAAGUAUCAUUUUCAUCUGCCUAUAGUACAAUAAAGGAAGGACAUCGUUGGAGUACUUUUGAUGGGUUUUUGAAACCUUAUUUAGCACAAAGUAACAUAAAUAUGCUUCUUAAAUCAGUAGUUUCAAAGGUUUUAUUUUCAGAAAAAAGAAGAGCUAUUGGUGUGGAAAUAAUUAAACCAACAAACCAGACAGUUCAUGUCUACAGCAAAAAUGAAAUUAUUCUUUGUUCUGGAUCUAUAAAUUCUCCUCAGAUACUUCUUCUAUCAGGAAUUGGACCCCAUUAUCAGUUACAAAAAUUUGGGAUUCCUCUAAUUAAAGAUUUACCAGUUGGUUUGGGACUCCAUGAUCACUUAAACAUUCCCUUAUAUGUAAGCAUCAAAAAUCCCAUAAGUAUCACAAUGGAUAAAAUUCUCAGUUUCUCUCAACUUCUUCACUAUGUAAUGUUCAGAAAAGGUCAUUUAGCAUCAUCAGGAAUUGUUGGUGUUGGUUCUGUUUCUUCCAACAUAGGCAUUGUUUUGUUUGGAUUAGGAUCAGUAAAUGAAGAUUUGUUACGGAGAGUGGCAAAUUAUAAGCUGGAUACUUUUAGAUCAUUAUUUCCUUUCAGCAAAAAUUCUAGCCAAGAGGGCUUUGUCUUAUUGGUUUCAUGUUUACAACCAGUCAGUAGAGGUUUCGUUGCUCUCCAAAGUUCAGAUCCAAUGCAGCCACCACUAAUUGACCCUCAGUAUCUUUCACAAAAACAAGAUGUUGUGUGUAUGUCAGAUGGUGUAAAAUUUGCUGCUCGCAUGAUGAAAACUCAACCGUUUCAAGAUUUAGGAGCUCGUCUCCAUCUACCUCAUUUGAAUGAAUGCAAGCACAGCACACCACAUUUUGAAGAUGAUGCAUACUUAGAGUGUCUUGUAAGGACAGCUGCUAUCACUGGCUAUCAUCCAGCUGGAACAUGCAAAAUGGGAAGAACAUCAGAUCCAACAACAGUUGUUGAUUCAUUUCUAAGGGUUCAUGGAACAUCUGGCUUACGAGUAGUUGAUGCAAGUGUAAUGCCUACUCCUAUAUCUGGUCAUCCCAACUCCAUCAUUACAACAUUAGCUGAAAGGGCGGCAUCUUUCAUACUUAAUUCCACAGAAUCUGACCAACUAUAACUGAGACCUGUUUUUCGUUUGCUCACUGGAUUGCAGCAAAAAAACUGAGUUGUGUGAUCAAAGAAAAACUUCAUCUUAAUCACGAGAAAGUGUCAUUACUAAUAGAAUGUAUAUGUAGUUCAUUCUUAAUUUUUAAACUUUUUACUUAAACGUGUACAGAAGAUGUGUGAAAUGGUAAUCCUAAAUUCCAAAAUUAAAAGUAGUACUUUUGAAACCAACUUGUUCAAUGUUACAAUACAUUUGUCUGCUGAAAGUGACAACAUCUCUUGGUUGUCAAUUGCAUUACAAUUGUCAGUAUGCCUGUGAAAUCACAACUAUAUUUUGCUAAUACAAUUGUGUGUGCAUUUAAGAAAAAUUAUGGACUUGAGAAUGUGCUAAUGUGACUCGAGAAUAUGACUUGUAUCAUCUUUUAAACAAAUUUAACUACACAACACAAACUUUUUUGGAAGUAUCAUUUACAAAGCAAACACACUUUGUCCUUUCAACUAAUUUUGUGGCAUAAUUCCAAUCACUAAAAAUUGUGUUUUUAACAUUG
Messenger RNA from Gryllus bimaculatus (two-spotted cricket), 2454 nucleotides. The record is from the annotation of a GenBank genome assembly. Lineage: Eukaryota; Metazoa; Arthropoda; Insecta; Orthoptera; Gryllidae.